UACUACUCUUUAGUACUUUACUAUUUCAUGAGCAUUCAUGAGUAAGGCAUGUAAAAAGCUAAAAAGUGACGCCAAGUGAUAAAUUUGAUUAGUAAACAGAAGUGAUGGAUUACAUUUAAAAAAAAAAAUUAUAUGUAUUAAUAGUGUUAUUGUAUAUUGUCAACUUUAGGCUAAUGAUAUAUUAUAACCUUAUAUAAAAGAAGUCACUCUUUAUAUAUAUAUAUAUAUAUAGGUAAGAAUGUUUUAUGAAUGAAGUAUAUUACAAAACGUCGCAAUCUCUCUCAGUUAAACAUCAUUUUAUGAAGGAGGAUUAUUUUGAACAACAAUGGAGAAUCUUAACAAUGAAAUUCGUAACCUAAUUUCAUCUUCUGGACAUUCUUGUUCCAAGGCAGUACUUGAAAUGGUAUCCCAGCAGAAACAACAAUCUGAUGUUUCUACAAAUUCCCGUUUGUAUACCUUAAGAACCAGAUUUAACAGCUUUAAUAUGGGAAAACUAUCAAAAACCAACAAUGUAAGAGCUAUGCAUGAACUACUGUGUAAACCAGUUUCUGUAAAGAUAAAAAAAUUACCAGAGUUGGAAUUAAACAAAACAUCUAAAAUAAGGCAUAAAAUACAGAAAAACAAAAUAAAGCAAAUUAAUAAAAUGACAAAAGGAAAAGCAAAAUUUAAGCAAAAUCAGGUUGUAAGUCAGCUGCAUGGAAAUAAGAAUGUUCAACCCCAACCUGUGUCAGCUUGUGAAACAGUAACAUCUAAUAAUCAUAAUUCAAGCUCAGAGGAUUUAUUAAACAGUAUUAAACAGCCAUAUAUAAAAUUACAUAGAAUCGAUGAAGUAAUUAAUAAAAUAGCACAGACAUUUGCAAAAGUAAUUCCAAAUAAAGAAUAUAAUACAAAUGUACAUGAAGGUCAUAUAAAAAAAACUCAAACUGAAAUAAAUGGAAAACCAUCAAACAUUGAUAUAGAUGAAUGUCUUGAAAAGAAUAACUCUGAAACUACAACAUCUAAUCCAGAUUUAGAUGAUACUUUGCAACCAAAUCAUAAUGACACAUCUGAUUCUGAGACUGAUAUUAAUAAAAAUGCUAGUAAUAGAACUUUUAGAAGAAAACGUAAAAUUUUCUGUGACGACGACGACGAUGAUGAUGAGAGUGAUAAUGUAUAUAAAGUAUCUUCAGGAAAUACAAAAACAUUAAAGUUAAAUAUAUCAGAGAAAGAAACAAAAGAUUGUGUAGCUAAUAAAGAAGUUAAUGCUGUUAACAUCAGGCCAGUAUCGGUAACAAAACCACUUCAAAAGUUAAAUGUUUCUGAUAAAUUACAUAAUCCUUCAAAUGAACAAAAUUCUCGUUGUGGUAAUGUAAAUAAAAUGCAACAACAGGAUAAUGUUUCCACUUUUGUGCCUUCAAAUGUUAUACGGAGUACAGAAAGAAAUGUGUUUCAAACAUUAAAUAAUGAAGACAUUCAAAACCAAAUUGAAGAAUCAUUUAUUUCAGAUAAAGAUUUAAAAGCAAAAUAUAACUUGUUUAAAGAUUUAAGAGUUUGUUUGGUCAAGUUUGAUGAUAUAAAAUGCUCUACAGUUAAUAAAUACUUAGAUUUAGAAGAUGAAUUGCUAAUAAGAAAAUAUAUGAAUGAAUUAAACAAUUCUGGGUGUGCAAAUGUACAACGGUUCUUACUUGAUAAUGAGAUGGAAUUUGAAGAAGAAAAUGAAAAAAUAGAUAUUGUUGAAUUUAUGAAAGAUGCACCGAUCUUAAACUCAAACGUUUCUGAAGUUUUAGAGAAUACAAGAAUAAAACAGGAGUCAGAUUUAAAUAAUCAGGAAAUUUCUGAAGAAGUAUCUUCAGUAUAUUCUGCUGAAUCUACACCAUCUUCUCCAAUAAAAUCAGUCGCUAAAGCUUCUAAAUCGUCAGGUGUAAUAGAAAAUAUCAUUAAGGCAGGGCAAUCAGGAGAUAGAUUACAUAGUCCUAUGGUUAGUGAGGUAUAUUUUCCGAAUAAAGAAUUAUCAAUAACAUCGAUACGUCAAUGUAGUCCUAAGAAGACAAGUAAUAGUGUGAAAAUAAUGGAUUCAGAAAGUGUACAGACUAAUGCAUAUAACAUCACCUUUUCCAAAAAACCUGAAAAUAAUGAAAAAGUACUUAUCUCUGGAAGAAAGAUGUUUGUAACCAAAAUACAUGCUCAAACUGUAAAUAUCAUAAAUCCUAAAGUAAAUACGAAAAAGAAUAUUUCAGCUUGUCAUUCCACAAUUGUUAGUCCAUAUAAGCUUAGAAAACCUGUGGAUAAAGAAGAUAAUAACCAUGGUAUUAGUUAUAAAUGUAUUGUCUGUGAUUGUGUCUUUGAAAGUUAUUCUAUUUUGCAAAAUCAUUUGAUUAAACACAGACAAAAGCAAAAUAAUAUUCCAUCAAAUACACCAGAAGAAUCUAUUUCAGUUCAUUCUGAAAAUUCUGAGAAUCUUCAAAAAACAGUACCUUGUACUUCAGAAUUUAAAAAGACAGAAUCACUACAGCUUUGUGAGCAAAGUACUUCGCAAACAACGUCAUCAAGUAACGCUCAUGAAAGGAAUAAACCACAAACUAAAGGUACUUCAACGCAAGAUUUACAAAAGAAGAAAAAUUAUUUUUCAAAACAACGAUCUAAGUUUAUCGAUACGCUUUGGAAACCAAGCGAAUGUACUAUUUGUUCAAAAAUUUUUCCAACAGCAACUGAUUUAGCAGCUCAUAUUUUCUUGCACACAGAACAUGAAUUGCAAAAAGCUUAUGAAACUGCCAAACAAAAAAACAGCAACAAAGAUGAAGAAACAAAAAGUGAGAAAUCUAAACAGACUACAAAACAGUCAGAUAAUGACAAGAAGAUAAUGCUCACAACUGAAAAACCUUCAGAGGCUGUUAAUAAACAAGAAAAAUUACCAGUUGUACAGCAAUCUAGUGGAUCAUUAAGAACAAUUGUAUCGAUAGUAACAACAUCAACGACAGCAACAACAUCAACAAUAGCAACAACAUCAACGACAGCAACGACAUCAACAAUAGCAACAAUAGCAACAACAUCAACGACAGCAACAAUAGCAACAACAUCAACGACAGCAACAACAACAGUACCAUCAAGUACAACGAUAACUGUUACUGAUACUUUGAACAUAAAUAAGUCACCCGUUGCAAGCGGAAAUAGUUCUAAAGAAUUACAAUUGCCUUCGAUUAAAAGUAAAUUAAAAAAGAGGAAAGAAAAGAAAUCCUUUAAAAUAUGUAAUUGCCAUAAAGAGACAGAAAUUAAUAACAAUUGUUUGAAGAUUGAAAUAGUUCUACUUUGUCACACUUGUAAUGUACUAUUUAGAAGCAUGAACUGUUUUGACAACCAUUAUGAUCUUCCUGAAUAUGAAUUGUGUCGUGCAGAUCGUGCUCAUAGCAGUAGAACUCCAAAUUUAUUGUGUGUCACAUGUAGUAAAAUGUUUCCGUCAGUUCAAGAUGUACGUCGUCACUUAGAGAGUCAUGCCCGAGUUAAGCGAAAUUUUACAAUGGAUUUUCGAUGUAAAAUUUGUAAAGUUCUAUUUAUUGGAAUUGGAGCUCUUUUUUAUGUUCAUUGGUCAAAACAUCUGCAAGAUCCUUAUUGGAAAGCUGAUGAAACAACAUUUCCAAAAAAUUCAGUGGUACAUUCACAACCAAACCAGGAUGGAGACACUUCAAAUACAUCUAAAGAGAAUUUCAUUCAAGUAGCAGAAUACAUUUGCAAUAAAUGCAAAAUACCUUUUGUCACUGAAACUGACUUGAAAAUACAUAAUUUAAAAUGUGUGACAUCUAAUAAUAGCUGUAAUAGUAAUGCAGAGAGAUCUUUAGAAAUAGAAGUACAUUGUAGUUUAUGCAAUGAUGUUUUCACUGAAAAAUUAACAUUUUAUAGACACGUGAGAAACAAACAUAAUUUUAUCAGCGAACCUCAAUCCGUUUGCGUAUCUCUCACCUUAAUCAAAACGGCAUAUAUUUGUAAUGUUUGCAUGGAAGUAUCUGAAAGCAUGGAGGAUUUUGAGGAUCACUGGUUAAAACAUAGCACAGCUACUGUCUACUUUACUUGUACAUAUUGUACAAAAUCAUAUUGCAAUGGUUUGAAUGCUUUCUUAGAACAUGCUAGGAUGCAUCAAGUUAAUGUGAAACAAUAUGUACUGUCUUGUAAAGUAGAUUAUGAAAAUACUGAAUUCAUUUGUAAACACUGUAAUAUUGGGUUUCAGUCUGAGAAAGACUUUAAUGAACAUAAUAUUAUUCAUAAACUAAAUCAAGUACAGAAUUAUAAAGAUGAUCAAGUACAGAAUCAGAAAGAUUCUGUAUUACAUCCGAAGAAGAACCAGAUUUCUGAUCUUUCGACGAUAACAGAAUUAGUUGGUGAAAAACAAAAGGAAGAUAAUACAAGUCAAUUAACAGAACAGAGAAAUGAAGUUCAUCCAGUAUCAACUGAUAAAGAUGAGGAUAGGCAAAAAUUAAUUAAUAUAUUAGAAGGAACGGAUGAUGAUUCUGAACCUGAGUUAACGAUAGAUUGGAUAGAGAUACCAAAAGAAGAAGAUAAAUUAUCAGAAAAAGGAAGAGAUAAAGAAAAACAAACUGCAUUGGAUAAUGAAUUAAAUACAUCUUCCAUUGUACAACGUCCUACAGUUUUAAAAAGUAGUACAGUUAACACAUCUAUAAAAGAUGUAGUGCAAACACCUUCACAAGCAUCUUCUAAAAAUAUUGUUCCAACAUAUUCCCAAACUAAUACUGAAAAUCCAAAAAGAAAUGUUUUGAAAAUUCCAGUGGUAACAAUAGAAGACAAGUCUGAAAUUUCAAAACAGCCAGAAUGUUUAAACGUGCAAAGUACCGAAAAUAAAAAUGCUUUUGAUUCAACUAAAAGUCAAGAAGAGCCUGUAGCAUUAAAGAAAAAUAGUCCUCCGAGACCAAGACAAGGAUUCUUAAGAGUAAGAUCUCUUGCAGAACUUACAAAUCAGACAAAAUCUGUACAAGCUGAACAGAGUAAAAGUCCAGAACCGUCUAACUUUAUCGUUCUUCACAAUCCUUUAAUCUUCGCAAAAUGUGUUACACCUGCUACUACAUCAGUAAUAACCAACCAACAAUCGAAGCAAACACAAACGCAUGCAAAUCAAGACAAAAGUUUAGGUGAUGUUAUGCAAAAUUCAACAUCAGCGUAUCAUAAAAAUUUACCUGCUUCCAACAUUACUCGAACAGCCUUAGGUACAUCACCUUUUGUUCAGAAAAGUGUAGACGCUUUUACUACAGCAGCAGCAGGUUGUUCAAAAGCACAAAACCAACAAGUAAGAGAUGCAACGCCUCGUUUUACGAGUAUACCUUCAUGUAUAAAUAUCCCAAAUAAUACACGAGGUAUAAAUCCACUUACUUGGUAUCUUCCAUCUCCACAAAUAAUCGCAGCAUCAAAGAAUACUUUUAUUCACAAUGGACAACGUGUAGUUGCAGAAAAAAGAUGUAACGAUGAUAAUUUGAUGACAACAGGCCAAGCUACUACAAUUAACAACAAUCAGAAUUCUAAAGAGUAUCAAACUACUUCACCAAUUAUUUCUUAUCAAUAUCCAUGCUUUGUUGCCACUAAUUCAAAUAAUGGUAAUGAAAUGCAGCAAAAAAGUCAACAGAUGGGGAUUAAUCCUUUAGGUGAGGCUCCUAGCUUUUAUUAUAAAAAUCCUGUUAGUAGUACUGGUGGGAUGUCGAUAGUGAUUAAUCAGACUACAGCUGCUGUGCAAAAUGUGCCCACAAUAAAUGUUUUGCGACAGGAACAGCAACAUGGGGAAGGCACAACAAUUUUGGACCAUUCGUAUGCACAACAAACACAGGAUCUAAGUAAUUUUUCGGCAUCAAAUAAUGUUUAUCAAAUGGUAAAUGAACAAGAAAUACCAAACGUAGAAACUAGUGCUUCUUAUAAAGUUAAUCUACAACCACAAAUACUGAUUUGUGUUUAUUGUCCAAAAACUGUUUAUUUUUCAUCUAUUGAACUGCUUGAAUUACAUAUGAAUAUGAAUCACAAUUUCGUAUGUAAUACUUGUGGUCUACGUUUGUACAGUUUUGAUAAACUAAACAUUCAUAAAUUGAAGCACAAUUUUAUUUGAGAAACACAUAUUUUUCAGUGAAAUGUAAGCGUUAUUUACAUUAAAUUAGAUCUAAGAUUAAGUACUAUGGACAUAUGCAAAUGAUGUUAUUAUCAAACACCUUUGUAUAUUAAACUUUCACAGAAACCUCUACAGUAUAGAUUAUGAUAGAUCUAGUAAGGUAUUGAAUAUUUUAUUUUAAACAUUAGUUAGAAUAUGCACUUCAUAUUCUUUGUAUAUCAACAUUAUACAUAUACAGGGUGUCCCGCGACUCAUGGUCAACCGAUUAGGGGGCGAUUCUACAUGUAAAAAUAAGUCGAAAAGAAAGAAUAAAAUUUUUACAUGUAGAAUCACCUCCUAAUCGGUUGACCAUGAGUCGCGGGACACCCUGUAUACCUAUAUACAAAUUGAUACAUGCAAUUAUAUCUAAUACCAGAUUACUCCUGGCAUUUUUAAAUGUGUUAAUGUUAUCUUUUUUUCAAAAGAAAAUGUUAUUCCUCCUCGUUUGUCUUAAAUGUUACAUCUAAGUUAUUGUAUAAGAUUAAAAUUUUUAAUAGCUUUUAAUUUGAAAUAGAUUGUGUAUGAAGAACACUUGAUUUCUAUUGUACCAUGACAUCGGAAACCAAUUUUGAACAAUGUAUUACCCAACACAACAGAACAUCUGAAAGUGCAAGUGUUGUUAUUUUUAUAACUCUAAAAGAUUUUUAACUGUAAGAAUUAUUAUAUUAUUGUAUACUCCCAAAGCGAAUAUGUUAUGAAUUGCUAAAUAAGAGUGUCAAGGAAGAGACGUUAUGGAAGGAAAUAAAAAAAUCAUAUGAACGCGAAUGACAAUGCGUAUGCUUGUCUUCUUUAUUCGGCACUUUGAGCAUUUUAUCUUGUUCUCGUUUGUAUCUUUUACAAUAAUCAUUGUUUUAAUUAUCGCAAUCGAUAGAAAUGUAUUUAAUAGGGGUGUACAUCACCCCGUAGGCUACUCAAUUUUCAAUCUGUUAUAUCUCGAAAACCGAGCUUUAGAUUGAAAAAUGGUAAAAGACUUUUCGAUUCAUUUUAUAAAUGUUAUUUAUUCUGCUUUUGUUGUGACUACGACUUGCGGCUGACGUUUCAGCUUAUUAAGUAUUAUGCCAUUGGUUGCUAAUGUACGAUUGUAUGCAAUUCAGGCUACCCUUAAAAACAGUAGUGUUCCAUCAUUAUUGACUAUAUUUACCCUCGUUCUUGAAUACAAAUGGUGAAAGGCUUCUCCCUCAAUCUUUCACCUUCGUAUGGAUAACCGGUUGCCGAAGUUCUCGUUGAUGUUUUAAUAGUUAUUAUUUUUUGAAUAAAUUGUUACGUUUGGAAAACGUGAAAAUCAUCAAAGAAUGAAAAUCAGAACAAUUUUCACUUAACGGUUAAUUAAGAGAAGCUUAAAUUGCACCUGAGCGAUUCAACAAAGAAAGGGAGAAACAUAAUCUUCCAGACGUUCGACUUCCGUUUUGAAGUAUUCAAUUUCAUACAUAGUAUAUAUUAUCUACUUUUAAGAAAAACGUUUAUAUGACCCUAUUAUACAUGUCGAUUAUAUUAUAAAAAAAAAAAA
Messenger RNA from Osmia lignaria (orchard mason bee), 7619 nucleotides. RefSeq lists its product as uncharacterized. Gene Ontology annotation, molecular function: DNA-binding transcription factor activity, RNA polymerase II-specific; RNA polymerase II transcription regulatory region sequence-specific DNA binding. Gene Ontology annotation, cellular component: nucleus. The record is from RefSeq and is a predicted model, not a curated record. Gene Ontology annotation, biological process: regulation of transcription by RNA polymerase II. NCBI's taxonomy places the organism in Eukaryota, Metazoa, Arthropoda, Insecta, Hymenoptera, Megachilidae.